AUGCCAGAAUCUUCGUCAAGUGACAAAGUCCCAAGUGACAAACCUCUACUGGCCAAAGGUAGAAGCUCGCCUGUUGAAACAUGGAAAAAGGACUUUCGUGAUGCUGUUCGAAGAGAAAAAAUCUUGAAGCAACCUGAUUGGUCAGAGAUCCUACAAGCACUACUUUGCAACAAGGCCGAUGAUAACAAUUGCGCCAUAACAACAACCAAGCAAAAAGGGAAGGCGCCCGCACGCUCAACGUUAUCAGCAGCCAUCACAAAAACGACAUCAUCAUCAUCAUUAUGUCCAUCAUCGUCGUCAUCUGCAUCAUCAACAGCCUCAAAACGAACUCAUGUCACCUCAGACAGUUCAAAAAGCGAUUCAUGCCUGCUUACUGAAGAAGCAAAGAAAGGAUUCGAAGAUGCAUUUAAAAGCAUGGAAAACAGUCACAAAUGGGGUUAUGACUACCGUCAUAAUGACCAGCUACCCACGUCAUCAAAAAUCAAAGAUUUUAUCUGA
Molecule: messenger RNA, 498 nt
Organism: Zychaea mexicana
Lineage: Eukaryota; Fungi; Mucoromycota; Mucoromycetes; Mucorales; Lichtheimiaceae
Exons: 5
Coding region: 1-498 (165 amino acids)
Source: RefSeq, a predicted model, not a curated record